AUGAGCUUACAAAACAUUAGUCAACCUCUUUCUCAUGACCAAAUCAAUAAAAUUGUUGAAGGCGUCACUGUUUUACUUCCCGGGGUACUAGAAAAUGUACUUUCUGGGACUAAAACUACGUCGUCCCACGAUGAAUUUACGCGUCAUAAGCUCUAUAUUGGUAGUCUUGGGAUUCAUACUACGUCUGAGACUCUACGUCAAAUUUUCUCUGCCUAUGGAGAAAUCAAAGACGCGUUUGUGGUUAGAGAUAAAUUUGGUAUGAGCAAAGAGUAUGGCUUUGUGAUUUUCAAGAAUGUUAGGAGCAUGUUAAUGGCAUUGAAAGAUCCAUAUAAGAGUAUUGAUGGUAAAAUGACGAUUACAAAAGUUGCUAGAUCGAGAAUUAGAGACAUAGAGGACGAGUCUUUACGUACUAUUUACGUGUCUAACGUGUCACAUAACAUGUCUCCAAGUAAAUUGUUGGAGUACUUUUCGUCUUAUGGUGUUAUACAAAAGGGUGUUGGGAAUUAA
Molecule: messenger RNA, 507 nt
Organism: Solanum pennellii
Lineage: Eukaryota; Viridiplantae; Streptophyta; Magnoliopsida; Solanales; Solanaceae
Product: UBP1-associated protein 2C-like
Exons: 1
Coding region: 1-507 (168 amino acids)
Molecular function (GO): RNA binding
Source: RefSeq, a predicted model, not a curated record